Quercus lobata is the source of this 2625-nucleotide messenger RNA. Its product is annotated as receptor-like protein 56. The record is from RefSeq and is a predicted model, not a curated record. NCBI's taxonomy places the organism in Eukaryota, Viridiplantae, Streptophyta, Magnoliopsida, Fagales, Fagaceae. Bases 295 to 1926 code for a protein of 543 amino acids. The transcript is spliced from 6 exons. Gene Ontology annotation, molecular function: protein binding.
UUCUGGCACCCUUUUUUAUUUAGAAAAAAUCAUCCUCGUAGCUGGGUGGAAAGACACCAUGAUGCAAACUGUGAAGACUUAGUCCAAGUCAUGUGAAAUAAUGGAUGUAACUUUUUGCUUUUGGAAAAAGCACAAGAUAUGGUCUGAGAAAGUUGAAUGUGUAGUGGGUAUAUAUAGGAGAAUGGUGGUAGUGUUAUUUCAACUCAAAACCUAUUUUGCUUUGAAGUAUAAAUCAGAGUUGAGCAAAAACUUUGUCAGUCUUAUUGUUAUAGAAAAUCAGAAAAAGAAAAAGUAAUGGAGUUGCUGGGACGUUAUUGGUGGUGGCCGGUGGUGUUAGUUUUGGUUCAUUUUGGUAUGAAUGGUUGCUUUGGUUGCUGGGAGCAAGAGAGAAUUGCUCUCUUGGAACUUAAAGCUUCCAUUGUCAACUACACCGAUGAAUAUCAUUUUCCUCACUGGGACUCAGCCGACAAAGAGAGUGAUUGCUGUGAGUGGGAAAAAGUCAAGUGCGACAUCACUACUAGCCGUGUAAUCAAACUUGCUCUUAAUAGUAUGAUUUAUUGGAGUGGAGAAAGUGGGGGAGGUUGGUACUUUAAUGCCUCUCUGUAUCUUCCAUUUGAAGAGCUCCAGUACCUCGAUUUGAGUUCAAAUUCCAUUCCUGGAUGGAUCCCAAAUGAAGGUUUUGAAAGAUUCUUUACGUUGGGCAAGCUGGAAGUGCUUCACUUGGGUUAUAAUAGUUUUAAUAACAGCAUUUUACAAUCCUUUAGUGGUACUAUUGCUUCGCUCAAGGAACUACAUUUGAAUUCCAACAGUUUGAAUGGAUCAAUCCACAUCCAAGACUUCAAAGCAUUUAACAACUUGGAGGAGCUCUACUUGGGUGGAAAUCAUAUCAAUGACUUCGUGAAAACGGAAGAUUCAAACAGCUUAAGUAAGUUGCAAGUCCUAGAUUUGAGUCACAACAAUUUUAAUGCACAAAUUCUUGAGUCAGUAGUUGCCUUCCCAUCGUUGAAGAUAUUAAACAUUGGAUACAACAAUUUGGAAGGAUCGUAUACUACUAAAGAGUUAGGUGCACUAAACAACCUAGAGCAGCUGUACUUGGAUGGUUCAUCAAUUGAUAACAGCUUCCUUCACAAAGUUGGAGUUAUGAAUUCUCUUGAAGUAUUGUCAGUGCGAAACUGUAAUCUCAACGGUAGCUUACCUGCACAAGGCUGGUGUGAACUUAGGAAGCUCCAAGAGAUAGACCUCAGCUACAAUAAUUUUGAAGGGAUACUACCUUCAUGUAUGGCAAACUUGACAUCACUUCGAGUAUUGGAUCUCUCUAACAAUCACUUCACCGGGAACAUUGUCCACUCCCCACUACCAAGUUUGACAUCACUUGAGCACCUCUCUCUGUCAAAUAACGACUUCUUGAUCCCAGCCACAAUGUCCACCUUUUCUAACCUCUCAAAACUUAAGGACUUAUUAGGUGAUAACAAUAAAAUUGCAUUUGAACCUGACUCUCAUACUUGGAUUCCAACCUUCCAAUUACAGUUUUUGAGUCUUUCUAACGGACACAAUGUCAAUGGCACAACUCCUAGAUUUCUUCAUUACCAAUAUGAGUUGGUAGUGAUUGAUCUCUCUCACAAUAAUUUGUUCGGAAAGUUUCCCACUUGGUUGCUAGAAAUCAGUACAAAAUUGGAGUCCCUUUUCUUAAAUAAUAACUCUUUCACGGGGCCUUUCAUGCUGCCAUAUGACAUUUGUCACAACAUUAGGAACCUAGAUAUUUCAGAUAAUCACUUACAGGGUCCAAUCCCCAUAAAUUUUGGUUUAAUUUUUCCAAGUUUAGAAUAUUUAAACAUGUCUAAAAAUGCAUUUCAAGGUAGUAUACCUUCUUCUUUUGGGAAAUUGGUUUUCUUACAAUUUCUAGACUUGUCUGAGAAUCAUUUAUAAGGAACAAUACCAAUGCAUUUCGGAAUGGGCUGCCACAACUUAUAUUUUCUCAAAUUGUCAUAUAAUAACUUCAGUGGCCAAAUAUUUCCCACCCAUUUCAAUCUGACUAAUUUAAGAUCUUUACAGUUGGAUAACAAUCACUUUUCGGGAAUGUUCCCAAAUAGCAUCUCAAUAUUAAAUUAUAUUUUCACAAUUGAUUUUAGUAAUAACCAUUUUUCAGGCAUGCUUCCAACGUGGUUGGGGAACAUGUCUGGUUUAAAUGAACUUGUUAUGGCCAAAAAUCAACUUGAAGGUCCUAUUCCAGUCGAGUGGUGCAAAAUUGUUAAGCUUUCAUUUCUUGACCUUUCCGAGAACAAUCUAUCCGGCUCUAUUCCAUCUUGCUUCAAUUCAUCAUAUAUUAGAUCAGUUUAUCUGAAUAAAAAUUGGUUGAGCGGUCCAAUUCCAUGUGCGUUCAAAAACAACUCUAAUCUAGUUACAUUAAAUCUUCGAGAUAACUUCCUAAUUGGAAACAUUCCUGAUUGGAUCGGCAACCUCUCAUCCUUGAGCAUUCUUCUUUUGAGAGAGAAUCAUUUAGAAGGUAGGAUUCCAAAUCAAUUAUGCCUUUUGCAAAACUUAAACUUGUUGGAUCUUUCCUACAAUAAAUUUUCAGGUACAAUACCACAUUGCUUGAGUAACAUUACUUUAGUGGCAUCCUCCGAA